Molecule: messenger RNA, 7145 nt
Organism: Durio zibethinus
Lineage: Eukaryota; Viridiplantae; Streptophyta; Magnoliopsida; Malvales; Malvaceae
Product: protein SWOLLEN 1-like
Source: RefSeq, a predicted model, not a curated record
AACAUUGAAGGCCUGUACGAUCACCAUCACUCGUUUUUAUCAUUUUCUCGUUUCCAUAGCGAGAAAAAGAACCCAAAACCCUCUCCUUAUUACACAUCAUAAAAAUAUCCCUUUCUCUUUCUCUCUCUUCGUUUCCCUCGCUCUUUUCUUUCACUGACUUCGUUUUUUCUUCGAUUCACCGGAACCCUAACUCAAUCCGCCGGAGAAUUCAAGAUUCCGUUUGGUUCCUUCUUGUUGUUGUUGUUGGUGUUAUGGUCUGGUUAAAGUGGCGUUGCGUGAAUUGGAGUUUUGUGGUGCAGUAGAUGACCGUACGAUUAGGGAGGAGCUGAGAUCAAACGGCCUGGGAUUUCAUCAACGGAUGGAGGGAGGUAGCAUCUCUAGACUUACUUGCUCUGGAAUACACCCAUGGAUUAUGAUGACAAUGAUUUCCAAAGCCAGAAUCUUCAUUUAGCUGGUGAAGGGAACAAUAAAUUUCCUCCUGUUCCAUAUUCUCUCCCAAGAUUUGAUUUUGAUGAUAAUCUUCAUGGGCAGUUAAGAUUUGAUAGUUUGGCUGAAACUGAAGUUUUUCUGGGCAUUGAAAGUAGCGAAGAUAAUCAGUGGAUUGAAGAUUUUUCACGGGGGAGUACUGGGAUUGCAUUUAGUUCAAGUGCAGCAGAACCUUGUUCAAUUUCUAGGGGCAACAAUGUAUGGUCUGAGGCAGCCUCCUCAGAAUCUGUUGAAAUGCUAUUAAAAUCUGUCGGACAGGAAGAAACUAUUCCUUGUCAAACAAUUACUAAGGAUUCUGAUGCCUGUGAUGAACUGGGCUGCAUAAUAUAUCAGAUGGAGCCUAGUUUGAAACACGAAGAUAGUGCUCUUUCUAAAGUAGGGGAUAACUUACAGCCUACCUUACAGACAGGUGAGGUUCCAGUGAAAUUUUCUGGGUUGGAAGUUGACGUAGGAGGAGAUCAUCGGCUGGUUGAAGAUGUUUCUCAGACACUUGAAUUUGUCCCAUCUGUUGAUGGGGUAUUCAAAGAUCCAAAUACCAGAAAUAGUGACUUACCUGUAACUCAGAGAGACAAGUCUAAAGAUGGUGAACAAGUUGUUGAUGAUAAUCUAGUGGAAGCUUCAACUGGUCAAUCUGUGGAUAACAGGGAACAAGAUAACUUUGCUUCUGGGUCACAAGUUGAUACUGUGAUUCCUGCUGUGCGAAACACCUCUGCAAGUAGUGCUUUGAUAGCUAGUCAAGAUACCACACAUUUGAAAAAUGAUGUCAUUGAUGAAAAUGUGGACAGUUUAGAGAGGGAAAAUGUUGAUUUGAGCCAAGCAGUUCACAUUGAUGCUGAGAACUUGAUUGAAAAUGCAGUUGCAAGCAUUACCUCGCAGGCACAGAAGCAGUCACCCUUGGACAUGCAACCUAAGGAAGGUGGACGUGCUAUUGGAAAUAGCACAGCUACUGUGGGUGAGCCUUUUGAUGGGAUAUUGAAAGGGAAAUCUGACCUCCACACGGUGGAAGGGUGCAGUGAGGGCUUGGGUUUAGAAAUCCCUCUGCAGACUGGCAUAUCCAAAGACAUUGUUUUGUGUGAAGGAAAUUUACAUGACAUAUCACCAAUGCCUUUUGAUGGUAAUACCAACCUCAAGGAGCAUGAAGUUGAGAUCAGCAAUACUGAUAUUAGAAUUUGUACGAGCCUAGAGUCAAAGAUGGAAUCAAUGGUGCAUGUAGCUUGUGAUGCUGUUGAGAAGAAGAAUUUGACAGGAAGUGUUUGCCACCCUGAUAUGAAAAUCUUGAGCAGCAAGUCUGAGAAAUCUUUGUUGUUAGCGGAAGAUGGUAAAAGUUUUAAGGAUGAAGGUGAAGGUGCCAGCAAUACUUUGGAAGCAGAAACUGUGAGAGUAUGUGAAGAAUAUAUAGUCACUGAACGUCAUGAUGAUUAUAAAUGUGAUCAGAGUGUUUCAGCUGCUGCAAAGCAGAACACCAAAUUGCCUUCUGAUUGUAGUAACACAGUUUGUGGGUAUGAUAGAUCUCCACUUGUAAUAAAGGGGGUUGAUUCCUCAUCCUUUGCCAUGGGUGGCACUGUAAAUGAGUUAGCUUCAAAUUUACAAUCUGAUGUUGCUGUCAGUGGCAAGUCAAUGGAUUGUGUUCCUUUGCCUUUUGGUAAGGGUCUUCCUGUUGAUGCUGUUUUUGAUCAGAAAGAGGUUCAAGUGUCAUCCUCAGAAGCAAGUUUUUCAAUCAUGAAGACUUCAGAAGCACCUUGCAAGACCAUUGGACAGUUCUCUUCUAAGAAAGUUGAUCAGUCCUUGUCAAUGGAGGAUACCUCUAAUGCUGAGGGCCAAAUUGGAGACCAGACACUUCGUAGAGUCACACUGGAGGUUGUAAAGGAUAUGCAAGCAUCAUCUGUUGUCUCUGAUUCAACAGUGAGAGGGACUGAAGGUGCAGAAGCUCAAGUUAUUUCUAAAAGGGGUUCUUCAGAAGCUGCAGGUGCUGUAUCAAUUCAAGAGAACAUCAAGACUUUGACAAAUUCAGUGCCUUCAACUUCAAAGGCAUCAUCCCAUGAUACUGACCAAAAUCAUCUUGAAGAUAGUGACCCCAAAUUAGUUUCUGAAGAAAAGAUCAGUGAUCAUGUUGCUGUGCAUGUUGAUGGUGAUCAUGCAAAGACUCGUAAUAGCUACCUUACUUCUGCGCCUUCAUCUGAAUCUCAAACUAAGUUUCACAUGAUGGAAAGUGGAAGUAACAGUGCUGAUCUUGGCAAUCCUUCCUCUGGCUCUCCUAUUGUCAUUAGAACUUCUGAGCAGUCACAGAGUCAAAUUGAAAAAGAGGGUGUGAAAGGAUCCAAAGAUCAGAGUGCUUCAGCAUCUGGGGUCAUUAAUGGGGAAGUGAACAAAGAGCAGUCUAUUUCUCGGGAUACCAAAGGAAAUGAUAUAUCUCCAGGGGACAGAAGUUUCACCUUUGAGGUACCUCCAUUGGCAAAUUUGUCUGAAAAAGAAGCUUGCAAGAAUUGGCAACCUUUUUCUACCACACAACAUGACAAAAUAUCCUCGGUCGUGGAGGGAACUCCAUCAACCUCUGGCAUAAGCAAAAUGGAUGCCAUGCCUGCUCAAGAGGCGUGUCAUGCAAAUCUUCAGGCAUCAGAGAGGGAGAAUGUGCGUGGUGGCUCCAAAGGGACUUCUGAGCGUAAAACAAGGCGAGCAGGUGCUAAGAGCACUAGAAAGGAAGCUGCCAAAAAGGGAAGCGCUGCAAAAGAGAUGACUCUUGCAAGACAAUCGGAAAGAAGUGAUAGAACAAGUAAUGUGUCUCUCAGUUCAGCUGGAAUUGGCCACCUCGUGCAAUCCAAUGAGAUGCAGCACUAUGGACACAUGGAAGUUUUUCAUCAGCCUUUCAUAGAUUUGCAACAAGUUCAAUUACGUGCUCAGAUUUUUGUAUAUGGAGCUCUUAUACAAGGAACAGCACCUGAUGAGGCAUAUAUGAUAUCGGCAUUUGGGGGACCUGAUGGUGGAAGAACCAUAUGGGAGAAUGCCUGGCGAGCAUGUAUAGACAGGGUACAUAGUCAAAAAUCUCUUGUUAGCCCUGAAACUCCAUUACAGACACGCAUAGGUGCUAAGACUUCUGAUCAAUCAACCAAACAAAAUGCAGUUCAGAGUAAGGUUACAUCCUCACCUGCUAGUCGGUCCACCAGUAAGGUUACUCCAGCAACAAUUGUAAACCCAAUGAUCCCCCUUUCAUCACCACUGUGGAGUAUUCCUACACCUUCCGGUGAGGCUCUUCAACAUACUGGCAUUCUGAGAGGUGCUGUUAUGGAUUAUCAGCAGGCACUUUCUCCAUUGCAUCCUCCACCUACAAGGAACUUUGUUGGACAUAAUGCUCCUUGGAUGUCCCAAUCCUCUUUUCGUGGCCCUUGGGUUCCACCGACUUCUGCAUUUGAUGGCAAUGCUCGUUUUCCUGUGCUUCCUAUCACAGAAACAGUUAAUUCGACUCCUGUAAGAGAAGCAUCUGUGGCUCAUUCUUCUGGCAUGAAGCAGGUUUCCACAGUUCCUAUGGUCCAGAGUGGGAGUGCUGCUAAUAUUUUGGCAGGGGCUCCCUUGCUUGACGCUAAAAAGGCAACUGUAACACCUGGUCAGCGUUCUGGUGCCCCAAAGCCCAGAAAAAGAAAAAAGUCUACAGUUUCUGAGGACCUUGAGCAGAUUAUACUGCAUGCUCAAACAGAUUCCCUUUCCGCUACUGUUGUGACUGGUCAUGCCUCUGAACCUGCAGUCAUUGCAACUCCUGCUACCAUUGUUUCCAAGUCGUCCACUGACACAUUCAUUACAUCCGUCUCUGCUGAUCAUCUCAAAAAGGGCUACCGAGAUUCAGAUCAGAGGGCUACUCAGUCUGAGGAGACCCUUAGUAGAAUCAAGGAGGCUCAGAAGCAGGCAGAGGAUGCUGCUGCUCUUGCUGCUGCUGCUGUUAGUCACAGUCAAGAAAUAUGGAAUCAGUUUGACAAGCACAAAAAUUCUGGUUUGGCACCAGAUGUUGAAACUAAAUUGACUUCUGCAGCUGUUGCAAUAGCUGCAGCUGCUGCUGUUGCAAAGGCUGCAGCUGCAGCUGCCAAUGUUGCCUCGAAUGCUGCCUUACAAGCAAAAUUUAUGGCAGAUGAGGCAUUGGUUGUCUACAGAAAUUCUAUUCCAACUAAUACGAUUGCUUCUGAUAGUGUGAAGAAGCUUGGCAAGGCUACUCCUGCAUCCAUCUUGAGGGGUGAAGAUGCUACUACUAGUUCAAAUUCUGUUAUUGUUGCAGCAAGGGAAGCUGCUAGAAGGAGGGUAGAAGCUGCUUCAGCUGCCUCAAAGCGAGCUGAAAACAUGGAUGCCAUUGUUAAAGCUGCUGUGCUAGCAGCUGAAGCAGUAUCACAGGCUGGAAAGAUUGUUGCUUUGGGUGAGCCUUUCCCAUUGACUGAAUUGGUAGAAGCAGGCCGAGAGGCAUACUGGAAAGUACGCCAAGGAUCUCCUUUGCAUGGUGCAAUUAGAGAACACAUAGACAAAGGUGGUAGUGUGGAAGAUCCUGGUUCAUCUGCCAGGCUUCCAAAAGAGGUUCCAGAAGACAAGAGGGAAAAGCAAAGUGAUAGCCAUGGAAUGUCACCUACUCUUAGAGAGAUGGCCAGAGAAUCUAUGGAGGAUCGUUCUAGGUCGACGGAUGGCAUAUUGGGUCCUGCUGCUACGAGUGGAAAGGAUAAAAAGGGACAAAAGGGCCGCAAAGCUUCAGAUAUCACCAAAACUAAAGGAGUCACUGCUGAAUUGGAGAUUGGGUUUGGAUCACCUUCCAUGACCACUCAGACUGAACAUGAGAAAGCAGGGGAAACUUCAAAAGAUAACAAUAUAAGGGAGGGUUCCCAUGUUGAGGUAUUGAGAGAUGGAGGUAACUUGAAAGUAGCAUGGUUCUUGGCUGAUGUUCUGGAUUUGAAAGAUGGCAAAGCUUAUGUGUGUUACAAUGAACUUCGAUCUGAGGAUGGUGAUAGGCUAAAGGAAUGGGUGCAACUUGAAGGUGAAGGGGAUAGAGCGCCCAGGGUACGCAGUGCUCGUCCUAUUAAGGCCAUGCCAUUUGAAGGAACACGGAAGAGACGCAGGGCGGCCAUGGGGGAAUAUAAUUGGUCUGUUGGAGAUAGGGUUGAUGCCUGGAUGCAAGAUAGCUGGUGGGAGGGAGUUGUCACUGAGAAGAGCAAGAAAGAUGAAACAUCAUUUACUGUCCAUUUUCCUGCUCAAGGAGAAACAUCUGUUGUUAAAGCAUGGCUUCUUCGUCCUUCUCUGAUGUGGGCGAAUGGUAGUUGGGUUGAAUGGUCCAGUUCUCAGGAUAAUAAUGGCUCUACCCAUGAGGGUGACACACCACAGGAAAAGAGACCAAGGAUAGGCAGUCCUUUAGUUGAGGCCAAAGGGAAAGAUAAGCAUUCAAAAAGUGUUGGCAUUGAGGAAUCUGUGAAACCUGAUGACAUGAGAUUGCUGGACUUAUCUGCGAGUGAAAAAAUAUUUAAUAUUGGUAAAAGCACCGGAGAUGACAGUAAGCCUGAUCCACUCAGAAUGACACGAACUGGUUUAAAGAAGGAAGGAUCAAGAGUGAUUUUUGGUGUUCCUAAGCCAGGAAAGAAGAGAAAGUUUAUGGAAGUAAGCAAACAUUACGAUGUGGAUCAGAGGAGUAAGACUCAUGAAACAAGUGAUUUAUCUAAGUUUACAAAAUAUUUUAUGCCUCAAGCAUCUGAGCCCUAUGGAACAAAAAAUAAAAUUGAACCAAAGGAAAAACGAAUGGCUGUAUCAAAGCCUAAGGUUCUCAAAUCUGGAAAACCGCCUAGUGUUUCCAGUAGAACUAUUCUUCAGAAGGACAACUUAUCAAACAGUGUGUCUUCUGAACCUGCUGAUGCUGUGGCCGCAGAUGUGUCAAAAUUCAAGGAUUCUGUAAGCCAUGCUGAGAAUACAUCAGGAAAGCAUAACAUGAUGGAAUUUGGAUCAUUUUCAAGUUCUGAUGGAGCAGCAGAGGGCCCAGUCUUAUUUUCUUCUGUGGCUCUCCCGUCAGAUGCUCCUUCCAAGAAAACUUCCACAGCAAAUGCUAAAUCCAAACGUAUUAAUAAAGGGAAACUUGCACCAGGUGCUGGGAAGUUGGCUAAAAUUGAAGAAAAAGUUUUUAAUUCAUCGAAAACAGUCUCUGAAGUUGUUGAACCUCGUAGAUCUAAUCGGAGGAUUCAGCCAACAUCAAGACUAUUGGAAGGACUACAAAGCUCAUUGAUCAUCUCAAAAAUUCCUUCUGUUUCCCAUGACAAAAGUCACAAAAGUCAAAGCAGGAGUACUAGAGGAAAUAAUCAAGGUUGAGGAGGAGCAUUCUUGCAACUACGGAAUCCAGUCUAAAAGGAAUUCAGAGAUUAUUGGAUAUGACCAACAUACACCAGUGUAGCUUGUGUAAAUUAUGAUAGAGAGAGAAAGAUAGGAAUGGAAAUUGCUUCUUUGGCUUUUGAGAUAUAGCAGUAGAUAUUUAUACUGAUUUUUAGUUUCUUUUACAAUUAUAAACUGCACUCUGUAGGCCAUGCCCUUCUAGCUUGUAUAUGGACUGUCUUCAUGUAGUUUGGCUUGAUUGAUAUUUGCAGAGCACCAUUGCAAGUGAUCAGCCCAUAUAUUUUGUUGUUUAACUGCUCAAAUAGCUUAUCCAGCGUUCUCUUUCG